This is a messenger RNA of Ostrea edulis (European flat oyster), 7654 nucleotides long. Its product is annotated as A disintegrin and metalloproteinase with thrombospondin motifs 16-like. Gene Ontology annotation, molecular function: metalloendopeptidase activity. The transcript is spliced from 24 exons. Gene Ontology annotation, cellular component: extracellular matrix. The coding region runs from base 679 to 4101 and encodes 1140 amino acids. The record is from RefSeq and is a predicted model, not a curated record. Lineage: Eukaryota; Metazoa; Mollusca; Bivalvia; Ostreida; Ostreidae. Gene Ontology annotation, biological process: extracellular matrix organization; proteolysis.
GAAAUUGUUACAUUUUGGACUACUUACUGACAGUAUUUUGUUGUUCACUCAUUAAAUCUUCUGAUGGAGUUUUGAUUGUCUGUGACAUUUUAUACGGAAUUAUUUUUUAUUUCAUUGAAGUGUUAAUGAUCUUUAGUUAUAAUUUAUUCUCAUAAUGAAGAAGUCUCUUGCUUAUGCACUUUUAAGUGCAAGGAUGCUGAUUUGAUGAAUGACUGGGGGAACUUGGAGCAGUUGUUUGAAUGAUACAGUGAUAAAACAGUGAAAAAGAUGUAUUGGGAAACCCCAUGUUAUGACAGAGUCCAUGAAAUUUGAAGAAAGUUUUCAGAAUUGCAGAGAUUAAAAGUUGUCAUUUUUUGAAUGGAUGAAAAAUUCUAAGCUUAGCUUUGGCAUGAUAUGAUAAACAUUAAGUGGAUACAUGCUCAGAAAUAGAUGAAUGCCAGAAAUUAAAUGUAGCUAAACACUUCUGUACUGGCAAAAUAUAUUGAUAUCAUGAGCAAUUAAUUGUAAUUUAAGGUUUGAUAUGAGAAACAUUUUGCAAAGACUUAGUAUUGAGAGGAAAACUGAUAAAGAAAAGGAUAUGAUAAACAGAUCAUAAGACACAGUGGUGAAAAUGUGAAGAGAAGAUGCUACAGAUAUUGUUUAUAUUAUGAAUGGAUUAUAUGAAAUCUGAUUGAAACAAUGAUCAUUGCAAGUGUGUGGAGAAUCUGCUAUAUAUGUACACUUAUGAAGAUAGCAUCAAUCUCAGGGACCAAAGUCAUUAAAGAUUACCAAGUCGUCUUUCCCAUUGUUGUGGACCGCAAUGGCAGCUUCCUAUCUCACUGGAACUCAACUCACAGUUCACAAAAUCACAGAUCCACCAAAGACCUCCACCUCAACAUUACAGGCUUCAAUCAAACAUUCCACCUUCACCUCCAUACCUCAUCCAAACUGCUGGCCCCAGGCUUCAAGGUCUACUAUCGCCAUGGUUACAGUAACCAUAGUGCCAGAGCUGAAGAGCACACUAGCAACUGUGAAUUCAGGGGAACUCUUCUUCCUCACUCUACUGAGGUAGCGCUGUCCCUAUGUGGAGGGGUGACAGGGAUUUUAAGAACAGUGGAUGAGGAUUUUGUUAUUGAGCCUCAUUCUGAGAUGACAUCAGAGACAGCAAACACAACCUCUCAGCAAGCCCAUAUCAUGUACAAACGGUCCACUGUAGCACAAAAUACUCCAUAUUUCUAUGAUAGUCAAACAUAUUAUCCACAUUAUGAAAAUACUGACAGAUAUUUUAACCCAACCAGAAGGAAACGUCACUCUUCCAAGCGACAAUCACAUAGUGCAUACGAAAAAUCCGUAGAGAUAUUAGUCGUAGUGGAUAGAUAUGUAUACUGGAACCACGGGAGACAAAACAUCACAACAUAUGUACUCAGUAUAUUCAAUAUCGUAUCUCAGCUGUUUCAGGACAGUUCCCUUGGUUACAAAGUCAACAUUAUUCUUGUGGGUCUCAUCAUCCUGGAUCAUGAAGAGCCAGGGUUACUUAUUACCCAUCAUGCAGAUAAGACUCUGAAUAGUUUCUGCCAGUGGCAGGCAGUGAUUGGAGGUCGUCGCCAUCGGCAACAUGACCAUGCUAUCCUACUGACUGGCCUUGACAUUUGUGCACACAAGGACUCUCCAUGUGAUACUCUGGGCUUUGCUCCCAUCAAAGGUAUGUGCAACAGACUAAGAAGUUGUAUUGUGACAGAGGACACAGGACUCUCUACAGCAUUCACCAUUGCUCAUGAGAUUGGUCACAAUUUUGGGAUGUUUCAUGAUGGAUCAGACAACAACUGUCAUCACAACACAGGGACCAUCAUGUCCCCCACCCUCAGCUCCAAGACAGGCACCUUCACCUGGUCCCGGUGCAGCAGGGAAUACCUGGCCCGCUUCUUUAAUACGAUACAGUCUGACUGCCUGUCUGAUGAACCCAUCAGAGUCGCCUCCCUUAGAUUCCCAGACAAACUUCCAGGCCAGAUAUUUGAUGCUGAUACUCAGUGUAAAUGGCAGUUUGGGAAACACACUCAGCUCUGCAUAUUUGACUUUGGAAAGAGAGAGGUGUGUCAGAAACUUUGGUGCUACAAAGGAGGUCAGAUGUGUGAGACAAAAUUUUUACCAGCAGCAGACGGCACAUCCUGCGGUCAUGGUAUGUGGUGUAAGCAGGGAAAGUGUGAAUCAUUUGGCAGACAAGGUCCAGUUCCUAUCAAUGGUGGCUGGUCAGAGUGGACACAGUGGUCAUCUUGUUCCCAGAGCUGUGAGGGUGGGGUCAAACACCGUUCAAGACGCUGUGACAGUCCUAGACCACAGUACAGCGGAAAGGCGUGUCCAGGGGACAAAGAAACCCACAAGAUGUGUAAUUCGCAGAGAUGCCACAGUAGAAAACGGGACCUCCGGGAGGAACAGUGUCGUGUGUAUAACCAUGUACCGUUCCGCGGCAGGAUGUACCGCUGGACAGCCUAUAGACAGAUCCACGAUGUUAAGGAACAAUGCAAGCUGUACUGCGAGGCAGAUGGGUACAACUUUUUCUAUGCUCUUUCCAAACAAGUUAAAGACGGGACCCCCUGCAAUGACUACUCUAGCGAUAUCUGUGUUCAUGGGAAAUGUGAGCACGUGGGCUGUGACAACAUUGUUGGGUCCACUGCUUCUAAAGAUCAGUGUGGUGUGUGUAAGGGAGACAACUCUUCCUGCAGUGUAUUUGAAGGCCAGUUCAAGGAGCAACCAAGGAGAAAUACCUACUUUCCUGUGGUGGUAAUCCCAGGUGGCGCUAGUGGUCUCGUUUUCUCGGAGGCGGCUAUCAGUCCCAAUUAUCUGGCUAUUAGGGAUGUAUAUGGUAAAUAUUUUCUGAAUGGUGAAUGGCAGAUGGUGUCUGAAGGGGUGUUUGAUAUUGCUGGAACUCAGUUUGUUUACCAACGCAACUAUAGAGAGCCAGAAAAACUCACUGCUGAAGGACCAACCACACAAGAUAUCGUUCUAGAAAUCCUGGUUCAAGGUGUCAAUCCAGGUGUUUCCUAUAAAUACACACUCCCCAAACCAUCCAACAGUCCCAUCCUCCACAAUUACACUUGGAGCAUCAAAGUCUCUGCGUGUAAUAAGCCAUGUGCAGGAGGUAAAAGAACAUCAACUGCCCAUUGUUACCGGGAUAAUGGGGAGGAGGUGUCACCUAGAUACUGUGAUCAGAGGUCACGACCUCAAACUGGUGUGUCUGACUGCAACAUUCAUUAUUGUUCUCCCAGAUGGUACACUGAGCCCUGGAAGAAGUGUUCUAGACCGUGUGGAGGCGGUGUGCAGAAAAGGAAGAUAUACUGUAAGCAGAAGAUCAGCCAAUCAGAUGACCGACGUGUCAGCAGACGACGAUGCAGUAGGCAGCUGAAACCCAAAAAGAGGAUUCCCUGUCAGACACAGGAGUGUCCAGCCGCCUGGUUCAGUGGCAAGUGGUCUCAGUGCUCCAAAACUUGUGGUAAAGGAGUGAAGACCCGAGUAAUAUCUUGUCGUAGUCGAACCCUGAAGGGCUGGGUGAUCCUGUCAGACAGGUUCUGUCAACACAAACCUCCCCUGGUCAAAACCCGAGGGUGUAGAGCGAGAAAAUGCCCCCCUAUCCUAGAGCAGAAGUGGAUCCUGUCUGCUUGGUCACCGUGUUCAGCAAGUUGUGGUUUAGGCACUCGAGACCGUGAACUUGGGUGUGAAGAGAGGAAAAAUGGACAGGACUGGAACACGGUGAAUCCCAGUCACUGUAGCUUUCUAACAAGACCGAAUAGCACCCUGGCUGAGGUCUGCAGGCUCAAGGAGUGUCCCAAAGAACCAGCAUCUUACUGGAAUGUGUCGCCAUGGUCAGAGUGCUCUACAACCUGUGAUCAGGGUGACCAGACUAGAUUAGUUCACUGUUUGGACAAGGUCACCCAGGAGUUGUCUUCUGGGUGUAAUGAGAGCAACAAACCCAUCUCCACUCGAACCUGUCAAAGCAAGCCCUGUUCUAAACUAGAUCCAGAUUGCACAGACAAGUUUAAGUGGUGUUACCUUGUUCCUAGACACAACAUCUGCAGCCAUCACUUCUACGGGAAGAAGUGUUGCAAAUCUUGUAACAGUCGGAUAUAAACUUACUACAUUAGAUUCUGUGGCUGUUGUCUGUGAUAUUCAUUUAGAUAAUUCUAAGCAUUGUUUUCUUGAUUGCAAACCCAAAACUGUAUAACAUUAUGAAUAAUGUCAUAAUUUUUGUUCUGUCGUUAUACUACAAAGUUUCAGCUCAAUGAACUGUCACACACCCAUAUCGUGGUCACACCCUUAUCACGGAGGGAAAUUAUGAACUGUCACACACCCAUAUCGUGGUCACACCCUUAUCACAGAGGGAAAUUAUGAACUGUCACACACCCAUAUCGUGGUCACACCCUUAUCACGGCGGGAAAUUAUGAAUACUGUUUACAGACAUGUAACUAGGAUUAUAAGCUUACAAUCACAACUGUUACAGACAUGUAACUAGGAUUAUAAGCUUACAAUCACAACUGUUACAAAGUUGCUGACACAGAAAUUUUGACGAUGAAGUUAAAAGCAUUUUGACCCCCAAAACAUAAAUAACGCAACCAGGCUGAAAAACAUUCACGGGUACAUGGACGUCUCUGUUUUGACUGAAGUUUCGAGACUUGCUCAUCAAUGAAAGUACAUGCACCUUGAGGUUUUGGACAGAAUAUUUUCAAAAACUAUGCACCUGCAUGUGUAACUCUGUAUAAGUGGAAAAACCAUGAAUCUUCGUUACUUGCAUUGUCAUAAUUAUCUCAACAAUUGCUGUGCAAUCUGUAACUGGAUGUGUCCCACUGGCAGCGAGAUUUUAUUUACACGACUGUAAAGAGUCAUCCAUCUUGGCGUUUGAUAUGCUUCAAUAAGUAAAUACUCAUUAACAGAAAACCUUAGGAAAUGUUCAGCACUAAGAGUACAGGAGGAAUCAAAAUGUCAUCACCUCAAGGCGACCGUAACAUAUGACUACCGAAAUAUACAAGGCUCCAUGACCAUUAAGUCAGAAUUGACUUAAUUAAAUCUAAUACUGUAUAUAAGUGGUAUUUUUAGCGAGACACAAAUUUAUCAAUUUUUCCAUAAAUCACGGGUAUACAUAGUUAGCGAGAGCUAAUUUUAGCGACUUUAUAAUUCCAAGAAAGAUAUAGCCAUUACCUGCGAUAUGGAGUAGAUAUUAGCGAUAUUCAAUUUUAGCGAUCUCAACACUGUCGCUAGUAAUGCCAAAAAAUCAUUGCUGAAAAUUCUGCAUAUACGAUAAUAUUGAUAUUUGGAAGUCAGUAAAAUUCAUAUCAUGAGAGUAGAUUUUGAACUAUGAUUCAAAAUGUCUCAAAGUAUUUGUGUGAUUAUCAUUUUAAACAAGGCAUGGGCAUAUACAAAGUCUUAUUUCGCUUAAGUCUAUUCACUGUUCGUGGAGCCAGAAAUCACGAUACUCUGUCUGAAUGCCAUUCUGAUAUAAGCAAUUCAUUUCAUCAAUGCUGUGCCAUCCCUUGUAUGUAAGGAAUACAUUAUAUUGAUUUUGUUUUUUUGAUAUUUGAUAUGAAAAGUCAGGUUAGUGAUAAUAUCGUAUUAAAUACGAAUGUGUUAACAAUAUACAUCGUGCAUGUAUGAGGUCGAUGAAUUUUAAACUUAAUUUGUACUGUUUGUUUUUCAUAUACAGUAACUAAUAUCAAUGUGUCCAGGUGCAAAAUUUUGAAUGAAUGUGUAUUUUCUACUCAUAGAUAUGUUACAGGCAAUACCUAUUUGAAUUGUAUUGUGAAAUAUUUGACAUUUUAAGAGCAAUAUUAAUGUAUUUACUAAUGAUGCUAAUUCAGGGAUUACAUGUAUCAUGAACUUUUUUAACACAGUAACAUUUUUGCCUGAUGACAAAUACUCCAUCUGCAAUAGACAAUCUCAUAAUUAUUAAUUAUGUAUUGAUAGAGAUCGAGCCAAAGUUGCUUUAAUUUAUGACUUGUAUGUAUUACAGUUUCCAAAACACAAAACUGGUUAAUAUAUUAUGUGUUUUUUAAAAUCACACAACGUACAGUAUUAUUUCCGGGUUCACAAUGCGGGUUCGAAAAAGCGAUAUGAACUCGUAGCACAGGUUAAUAACUAUGCAAAUCAUGUCGGUCAAUCAUAUGUAUUCAUGUGCCACGUAAACAAAACAUGACAUCCUUUGAAGUUGGCGACUCUAACAAAUUGACGGUAAAUGUGUUCUAAGAGGAGUUUGUAUUUUUUAAGUGAAAUUAAAGCAGCAUUGACUGAGAAACAGAAAUUUGAAGUGACAAACUUAAUUCUCAAAACCGUGACAGAGCAGAUGACAUCAAACAAUAUUAACAAUGUGAAAAAUGCAAAUUUGUGCAUUCUGACAGAUACAAAAUUGUUAACUUUCUAGAAUUUAUACUAUAUACGCUAUUCAUGUCAAUCAUAAUUAUUCUUGUUUCAUUUGUUGUAAUAUGACAUCACUUAUUUAGCUUUCUAGUUGACGUGUUUAUCUUGAGAUCUUAUUUCUUGGGUCAAGGACAUUUAUCAGACGAUGUAUUGAGGUUAGGCUGACCUUAAAUUGAAAACAAUCACAUGGAAUGGAAAGUAACAAAGAUAGGCAUUUAUUGAUAGUUGUGUGAGACAUGUAAAAUAGAAUCUUAUUCUUGUGCUCGAGAAAUAUUAAAACCGGCAACUCAUUUCAUAUGCCAUAAGCACUUGUUCAAGAUCACAGCUAAUACAAUUGUUUUUGCUUUAACAUGCACAUAUUUUAUAAAACUGCAAUAGGUACCUUUAUCAAUGCGAGAAACUAAGAAUGAAGUUAUUAUAUGUGAAUAUACUUCACAUAAUCUGAUAGUUUGUGUUUUAAUCUAUCAAGUCCCCACCAACAUGCAUAUUUUUCUGAACCCAUGAAAAUUAGUGUUCCUUAAGUAUUUUAUGUUCUUUUCAAAAGAUCAGUGUAAAAUACUUUUAUGAUUUCUUUAAUUACAAAGUCAGUUACUUAAAAUAGCACAUCAGCAUAUGAUGGUACAAUAAUUCAAUUUAUACAGAUAGCCACUGCAAGUUCCCAAAUAAUAGUCUAUUUCAGCCUUCCUUGUGGUUCAGUAUAGUCUAACAGGUUUAAUUCACGGCAUGGUCUUUUGAUGUUUUUCUGUGUUUUGGACAAGAUGCAUUUUUUGAAUUGUCUCAGUCUGCCGAGCACUGGUGUCCCAGGGAGUCAAACUCUCAUCCGCUUGGCACCACAGACAUUUAGAAUAAGCACCAGCCUUGUUCUUCUUCGGGGCUUCUCUACCCAGGGAAGACUUUUAACUCAGAAACGACACUGUCCGACUGAAGAUCAGUGUUUUUGUGGAUCCAGCAGAAGGGAUGAGUAAAAGUGACCCCCAGUACGGAAUAUCUAAAACACAUCGUUUCCUUUUUUUAUUUUGAAUAUUGUGAUUCUCUGAUACACAAACCUAUUUCAAUGCACAAUUUUGUGUGUAAAUGAUAUCUGUGUUCGAUGUUUGACUAUUGUCUUCAUUUAAUAUACUAUGGUGGGUUUUUUUGUGUUUUUUGGAUGCAUGUAUAAAGUUAUGUCAUUAUAUUUGUGUCCUAAAAGCAGAUGUCAAUUUUGUUUAUGUAACAUAUGCUGUAUUCUUUCAUACUUUUGUAUCAAAUAAAUGAAAUUGAAUGAAAUUACAAACUG